Messenger RNA from Sinocyclocheilus rhinocerous, 3089 nucleotides. RefSeq lists its product as uncharacterized. The record is from RefSeq and is a predicted model, not a curated record. The coding region runs from base 482 to 1342 and encodes 286 amino acids. Lineage: Eukaryota; Metazoa; Chordata; Actinopteri; Cypriniformes; Cyprinidae. The transcript is spliced from 7 exons.
UAUUUCGACACGUUUUUUAAUUAAUAAUUGUGUUUAUUGUCGGUUCACUGAUUCAGAGAGUCAACAAUGUCCGAAUGAUCCCCUUCUGUCCGUUUCGUGGCAAAGUUAAACCAGUUCACUAAAAAGAUUCGACUCAAAAGAACGAUUCGUUAACGUCGCUAAUUGCUUUAAAGCGGAGAAAAGUUUGGUACUGGUAGAUCCUUUGAGGUCGUUUUAAUGUAUCCCCAUUUUAUCCGCAACUUCACGAUAUUACAGAAACGCCUGCGUUCUGUCCUGUAGAGAGCGGUAGUGAGCCAGCGACCGAGCUGCAUCACUGAAACGGCAAAAUUACGCUAUAUUGAUGUGCGCAUGCCCAGUAGCCGCAGCUGUAUGAUCCCUUCUAGCCUUAACCGUUUUCGUCACCGAUUAACGUUACACCUCGAGUCGUUUUGUGUCAUGUAAUAAGCGUCUCCAGAAGAGCUCUUGAGCUGCAGACUGCAAUAUGGUGACAGUUCCCAGCAGCUGCCCUACUGUACCGCUGUCCAAUGGACGCAACAUUCCCAUUCUGGGUUUAGGAACAUCUCAUGUUGGAGGUUACAGUCAUGAAGCAGUGUGCUGUGCUCUACAGGAGUGUGGCAUAAGGCAUAUAGACACAGCCAAGCGUUAUGGUUGUGAAGAGGCUUUGGGGAAAGCUCUGGUUGAUAGUGGAGUACCACGAGAGAAGCUCUGGCUCACCACCAAACUAUGGCCUGGAGAUUACGGCUACCAGAGCACCAAACAAGCCUGCCGGGACUCGUGUGCCAGGCUGGGGGUGGAUUAUUUAGACCUUUAUCUGAUGCACUGGCCGGACUGCAUGGUUCCAGGCGUCUCCAGUCGUGAGGUUCGAGCAGAGACAUGGAGAGCUCUGGAGGAGCUUUAUGAUGAAGGUUUGUGUCGUGCCAUUGGAGUGAGUAACUUUCUCAUACACCACUUAGACGAGUUAAAGGAUCGUGCUGGAAUUGUGCCUCAUGUUAACCAGGUGGAGUUUCAUCCCUUCCAGCAGCCACUGGAGCUGGUUGAAUAUUGCCGGAAGGAGAAUAUCGUUUUUGAAGGCUACUGUCCUUUGGCCAAAGGUCAAGCUCUCACUCAUCCAUCAGUCAUGGAGCUCGCCCAGAAAUACGGCCACAGCGCGUCACAAAUAUGCAUACGCUGGAGUAUCCAGCACGGAGUUGUCACAAUUCCAAAGUCCACCAAACCAGAAAGGGUCCAUGAAAACUGCCAAGUUUUUGGAUUCACACUAACAGCAGAAGACAUGGACCGAAUUAAUGGUUUACACACCAAUCAGAAGCUGAUUCAUCUCACUUAUCCAAUCUGGAAAGGAUAACCUAGCAAUCAAAAUCCUAGAGGUUUGUUAUUAGAAUAGUGACAGGUCCUGAACUCACUGAAAGGAAAGCUUAAGAAAAUGAAAUCAAGGGAAUCAGUGAUUUGCAUGCUGCUGAUGUCACACAUGUGCCUUUUGGAAACUGGUAUUCAGUGGUGUUGAAAGUCUAAUAUUUGUUAUGGUCUUAUAGUAACAAUUAGUAGGGAGAGCAAUUUUGUGUACAAACUAACUGCUAGUUACACUUCAUAUCCUCAAACAUCAGACGUGAUGGACAAGCUUACCAGUGACAGAAACACAGGUAAACACAAUCAAGUUGACAUUUAAUGGACGUUAUAUUAACUUAUGACAUGUUCUCAUUUCCCCUAUGAAUUGUUUUCUAUUAUGCUGACGUGUCAAAUUGUUGGUUAAAGCAGAAACGGCUCUGUAUGUUUCGAGUUUCUCAGAAACUGCACUGGUGAAACUGAAAUAAAUCGCAAGAACUGGAGCCAGCACACAUCUUUAUAGCUGUUACCAAUAUUGUUUAUUCCAUCCCUCUCAUUUAGAAUCAUUGUUGUACACAAGUUACAUUUUCUUCUCAAUAUCACAGGUUUCUGUUAAAUUAUUUUUUUAAAUCUUGUACUCUUAACAUCCAGUUUCACCUCCCUCUCUUUUAAACAAACAAAAAAGCAGAUUGUAUUAUACAAAAAUGCAAACCAAUUUUCACACAGUGAAUUCUUUUACAAAGUCAUUAAAUGGCGUAAUAAUGGCUACAUCCACAUUGGAGUAAGAUGGUUCUAAACAUUCCUUAAUGGAGUAUAAUAUAUAUUUAUAUAUAAAACCUUUCCUUGUUGAAAUUGAGCCUGUACCUUAAUUUAAGAGAUUUUACAAGACAACUUGGAAGUAAUCAUAAAAAAGCCAUUACAUUUCCCAAAAAAGUUAGGAAUAAAUCAAAACGACAAAAAAAGACAGCCAUAACAGUGUUAGAAGGUUGAAAAUGAGUUAAUUUGCGUUUCAUUUAAAUGAAUUCAACAGGUCUGCUCAAAACAGACACGAUCCAGUCAGAGAAAUGAAUAUCAUCCAUCAGGAACAGACCCAUUCUCAAAGAAAAUCACAUUAUCCUGCAAUUUCUCACUUGAGGAAAAAUAACCUCGUGCACAAAACUGUAAAUGAGCCUUACUGAGUCGUUUCCCUUAAAUUGCUAUGUGUGGAUGGUUGACACUAAUUUGUAAAACAAACAAAAAAAAUAUCCACACAGAAGUAAUUAGCUCAGUGAGAUCACUGAUCAUUAGAGGGGAAAAAAAAGUAAUACAGCACCCAAGCAAGUGCCAAAUAUUAAAUACAAGAUAGCACAUUCCCAUACAAUCCAAAGAUUCAAAUAAAAGCAGCAUCCUGGCAGUGCAUCACUCGAGAAUGCUUACAUUAGUACAGCUUUGGGCACUCCAAAAUGAAAAAAUCUCAACACACCAAGCACUGGCUAAACGUUUGCCCGUCGUAGCAGCGAUUAGCGAUGCGAAACAGAAUGCUCGUCAUGCUAGCGCUUGCGCCUAACAAGAACCAAAGAAAAUCUGAUGUUAGCAGUGGCAGGCGCGUGUUAGCUCAGGAAAAUUUGGAUAACCGCAGGGAGGAGGAAAAUUCGCAUUUUCAGACUCCGAAGCCAAAAUCGUAUAAAAGCCUUGCCAUGUAACUAUGCUCGGCCGCUUUCACAUGUCUCUACUGAUGAGACGUCAAGAUUAAAACGUAUCUUGCGCAAUUUUAAGUGGUGUGCAAUCGU